AUGAGCGCGUCCCCCACGUCCAGAGACGGCCGGCAUGCGUCUCCAGCGCCGCGAAAGUCCUCAGGGCCCUACAAGGUCAGCCCGCUGCAGCUCCCCACGGGCGGACACCUCGCGCAGGACGAGGUACGCCGGCCGUCGAUACAGUUUCUGGCGCACAGGAAUCAGUCGCUACCCAGAGGCCAACCCAGGCCCCGUGAACGACGCCGGUUGUCGUCACCGCCGCCUCCACCCGUCUUUCAACCUCGGGUAUCUUUCGACACCUUCGACAAGCCCGCAGACUUCAUCGAGGAGAGCUCAUUCACACUCAUCGCCAAGCACAAGGACUACGAAUACACAAAGCGUUCGCGGACGUUCCUCUGUGGUUUCGACGAGAACGAGUACUCGGUAUACGCCCUACAAUGGCUCAUCAACGAGCUAGUCGACGACGGAGACGAAAUAGUAUGUCUCAGAGUAGUCGAGAAGGAGGAUGCAAUAGCAGGAGACCGCAGCGUAGAGACUGGGCGGUAUCGCGUGGAGGCUGACAACACCAUGGCCGACAUACAAAGUCGAAAUCACGACAACAAGGCGAUCAAUCUGAUAUUGGAGUUUUCCAUCGGUAAGGUUAACAAAGUUAUCGACGACAUGAUCAAUCUCUACGAACCAGCAAUUCUGGUAGUCGGGACACGAGGCAAGAGCUUGGGCGGAUUCCAGGGACUGCUUCCUGGCAGUGUGUCGAAAUACUGUCUACAACAUUCGCCAGUACCUGUCAUUGUCGUACGCCCCACAUCGAAACGCGACAAGGCGAAGAGCAAGCGCACCAACGAUCCAGACCGCCAGGGUUACAGAGAAAUUCUGGCGAAGAGUGAGAGCCUUCCUGAAUUUAACAGCCCUCGUAACAGCUUCUUCGCAAAUGAAGACGAGGCAGCAAUAGUUGGGGGAGCGGCAACCGCACCGAAACCCGCCGUAGAGGCGCAUCCUCUAGCACAAGUGGAACAAGCGCCAGACAGCAGCGAGGACGAGGAAGAAACUCGCACCACCACUGUGGUCAAUGACUUGGUCAAUGAUGAUCCACGAAGCCCUGGCCCGAUGAUGAAGAGCCCACAUCUACAGAAUCUGAGCAGCCCAGAGCUUAGUAGCCAGUCUGGUAGCGACGACGAAGAUGGCGAUGGCGGAGUCUCGACUUCGGGAACUUCGGCAGUAGAAAAAGCAUCGAUCGCAACGGGGCAGACAAGUGUUGGCGAGGGAGACGCAGGCGGUGGGAAUGCGUCAAUGUCGUACAUGGACAGUCUCACAAGUGGAGCGAAGGAGUCGAAGGAAUCGAAGGAAUCACAGGGUGCAUAG
This is a messenger RNA of Alternaria novae-zelandiae, 1320 nucleotides long. RefSeq lists its product as uncharacterized. The coding region runs from base 1 to 1320 and encodes 439 amino acids. The transcript is spliced from 3 exons. The record is from RefSeq and is a predicted model, not a curated record. Lineage: Eukaryota; Fungi; Ascomycota; Dothideomycetes; Pleosporales; Pleosporaceae.